AUGGCGAGCACCGAAGAGACUCGGAUUCGCCCUUCUGCCUUCAGUCUGUCCAGUCCCCAACUCGACGAGGACGGAGGCAAAGACCACAGUCGCGAAGUGCAACCUGGAAUGACUUUCUACUUCAACUCAGAGCAAGAGAUGUGGUCUGUCUGUACGGGAGAGGAGCUUAAUGACAUCGAGUCAACUACUGUAACGAUCUCGAGCUACAACGUCUUCAUCGAUUCAGAGUAUCCACCAGCCCGUGACCGCGAUUCACUGCUAGUGAGGACCAUACUUUCCGACGCGGCAAUGGCAGACAUUAUAGUUCUACAAGAAGUUUCUGACGAUUUUCUCUCAUAUUUGCUGAGCGAUAACGAGGUGCAGCGAAGAUAUCCAUUCACUUCGCAUGCACCGCCUAGUCAGCCGGAAGUUGGACCUUUGCCCAGUCUGCGGAACAUCGUCAUAUUAAGCAACCGCUGUUUCAAUUGGAGUUUGGUUCCAUUUCAUCGAAGACACAAAGGUGCUCUGGUUGCACACUUUCACGGAAUUCUUAAGUCAAGCGCUUCUGGCCUGGAAGACCUAGUCAUUGCGGGCGUACAUUUGACCUGCGGCCUGACCGACGGUUCUGUUGCCGCUAAAAACGCCCAGCUCAGGAAUCUCACAGGUUAUCUCAACCAACACCACCGCACCGAACCAUGGAUAGUUGCUGGUGACUUCAACACCACCACUUCAGCCUACAGCGUCGGUACGGCUCUCAAGGACAAAUCCAUCUCAAGUCAGACGGUGGCUGUCCUUUCCUCGAUAGAAUCUGAGAUCAGAGACGUGGGUUUGCUCGAUACUUGGUCCAUUGCCCGCAUCGAAGGAGUGGACGAAGUAGCGACGAGCGAACAUGAUGAACUAUUCGAGGGGGAAGAGGGUGCGACUUUCGACCCAAGAAACAAUGUGCUAGCAGCAGCAACUUCUGGAACUUCUACCAAUCGACCACAACGUUAUGACAGGAUAUUAGUUCGGCCACAAGAAACACUUUGUCUUAGUAGUUUCAACCACUUCGGUCUACCUGAAGUUGUAGAAGGUGUGCAGGUAGUCGCUAGUGAUCACUAUGGAGUCAGAGCAGUCGUUCGAGUCCUAGAUGGUAUGGCUGAUGGGAGCUCGGAUGAUCGCUGCACAAUGGAGCAGCUUCCCGUCCAUUACAGACGAGCCAUUGGGAGUUUGUCAGAUUCAGCAACUCUCGGUAAAGCGCUUGCAGCUCACGGGAUGUUCCCACUUGAGGUGCAAGUUCGCCAGCGGCAAGAUGCUUUUACACUCCUCAAGCAAGUUGUUGUCGGCACUUUCGGUGCGGAUGAUCCAACACUGUCUGAUAUUCCGUUGAUUAUAGUCCCGGUCGGCUCCUACGCUCUGGGUGUGUGGAACUCAGAGUCCGACAUCGACUGUCUUUGCGUUGGCACUAUCAGCUCCAAGACUUUCUUCAAACUAGCACGGCAACGCCUUGUAAAAGCAGAGAGCCAAGGAGUGCGAAUCUUAAGAAAGGUGGAAGCCAAAACCGGAGCAAUGCUAGAGCUUUCCAUUAAUGGCAUAGCGAUGGACCUCCAAUAUUGUCCAGCAGCUCGAGUCGUUGAGAGAUGGUCUGAGUUCCGUAACCUCCCGGCAUCCGAUCCGAUCUUCAACCUCUCCAUGCUAUCGUUACGCAAAAUCAAGCCUUAUCGCGACCUGCUCUACAUUCAGCGUACCCUUCCAUCUCUUCCUACCUUCCGCUUAGCAUACCGUUGUAUCAAGCUCUGGGCCGUUGAACGAGGAAUUUACUCUUCUAGAUUCGGUUACCUCAGCGGCAUACACAUCACCCUUAUGCUAUCAUGGGUGUACAAGCGAAUUGCCUACGACUCUGGAUUGGUCAGCCCUGCUGAUCUCGUCACAAGCUUCUUCCACCACUAUGCGAAUUUCGACUGGACGAACGAGAUGGUUUAUGACCCCUUCUUCCACAAGAAGAAGCCACGCUAUCAUCGUAGUGUAAAAGAGCCCAUGGUUGUCCUAGGCUUCCAUGCCCCCAAUUCUAAUGUUGCACACACUGUUCCCGGGAUGCAGACACUAAUCAAAGAGUUUAAGAUUGCUGAUGAACGGUUGUCUGAAAGUGACACGACUUGGGACAAGUUCUUUCGAUCAUCUAACGUCUCGGUCACAACAUCAGGUGUGCAGAACGGGACAGCAGACUUCUUGAAGAGUUAUAGCAGCUAUGUGAAGAUCGAUAUCCAGUUCUGGGGCCGCACGCUAGCGAAAGGAAAGGGCCUGGUGGGAUGGGUUGAGUCACGCUGCCUACUACUUGUUGUUGACAUUCAUAAAGCCCUCCCAGAACUCCAAGUCCGCAUCUGGCCUGCUCGUUUCACUGAUAGCCAUAGAAUUGACCCAACCGAAAGCAACGAGUACCAUGGUUGCUACCUAAUUGGUCUUUCGAACCCAAAUGCUGUUGCAGCCAAUUCAAAGGAUGACAAACAGCUCGCGAAGCAAUCCUUAGACACGGUUCUUGAUCGUUUCCUCACACAACUAAAGACCGAUGAGAAGAAUUACGACUCAAGCAUAUGCUGGGUCGGUGCGUCUCUCGCAAGAUCAAACGAGGUCAAAGAAUUACGCCUCGAUGAUCGCGAGUGGGGUGACUACGCAGCGGAAAUGGAACCUGAUUCCGACGACGAGAAAGACAUGGACGACGAUGCCGACGACGAUAUCCCUAUACAGCGCACGAUACCUCAACGCCCAAAGCCCACUUCGACACCGCUUUCAUCAACCAAACUUCGCCCUGCCUCUGACGUACUCAACCGCCUUCGUUGGGAUCCGAGUCUCGAUCCCGCUGACUACAUCAUCGGGUACGAAGAUCGCUUCCUGGGUGCGAGGGAGACGGGUCUCGAGAAGUGGAAGACUGAGCAAACAGACGAGGAAUUCAUUCCGCAGCACCGGAUACUGUAUUUCAAGAAACGAGGCGGAGAUAGCGAGGGUGCGAAAGGGGAAGUAGUGUGGGAGAGGGCGACGAGGAUCGAUAGAGUUUUUGGAAGUGGAGCGGGCGAUGGGAGUGGUCAGGAGGAGCAGUGA
Cucurbitaria berberidis CBS 394.84 is the source of this 3054-nucleotide messenger RNA. RefSeq lists its product as uncharacterized. The record is from RefSeq and is a predicted model, not a curated record. Gene Ontology annotation, molecular function: poly(A) RNA polymerase activity; RNA binding. Gene Ontology annotation, cellular component: nucleus. The transcript is spliced from 3 exons. Bases 1 to 3054 code for a protein of 1017 amino acids. NCBI's taxonomy places the organism in Eukaryota, Fungi, Ascomycota, Dothideomycetes, Pleosporales, Cucurbitariaceae.